Ceutorhynchus assimilis (cabbage seed weevil) is the source of this 2275-nucleotide messenger RNA. NCBI's taxonomy places the organism in Eukaryota, Metazoa, Arthropoda, Insecta, Coleoptera, Curculionidae. The record is from the annotation of a GenBank genome assembly.
CUAAAAGCAGUACCUACCUUGUUAAAAGUGGCGGUACUACCUCAGGCAGGUUAUCAUUUUCGGUUUGUCGGUGAAUGAGUUACGAUCGGUUCUCUAUAUGGUACUGAGGUGCGUAGAUCUUGGAGGGUACAUUGCGUUUUUUGGAAUACUUACCUGAAACAAUAAUGGACAGCAAUAAUAAAACAAAUGGUAUAGAUAAUCCCACAUACGUACAACAACCAGAAGACCAACCGAAUGGAAAAACCGCGAAUGGUUUAGCUAAUGACAAUCAGAAAAUCGAAGACGACAAUAAUGAGGAAAAUCGCGCCCAAUGGGGCGGCAGCUUCGAAUUCCUGAUGUCGUGCAUCGCCAUGUCGGUGGGCCUGGGAAAUAUAUGGCGAUUUCCUUUCACGGCAAAGGAAAACGGCGGCGGUGCCUUCCUAAUACCCUACAUCAUCGUUUUGACUGUUAUCGGACGGCCGUUGUACUACAUGGAAAUGGCCCUCGGACAAUUUUCCAGCAAGGGAAAUGUUAAAAUGUAUGAAAAGUUAUCGCCUGUUUUGAAAGGUAUUGGCUUUGGACAAUUAAUAGGUUCGAUAUGUGUUGCCACCUACUAUUGUUGCCUAAUGGCAAUCACUUUAUUUUAUUUGAGCCACUCUUUUACCAACAACUUACCCUGGACCACUUGUCAAGAAUCUUGGGAGCCCUAUUUGAAAAACAUCAGCAGAGUUUGCGUUUCGUCUUUAGACAAAAGUGAAAACGCUACUGGAAACAACACCGUUAGUUCAUCAGAAUUAUGGUUCAGGCUUGAGGUCUUAAAACAAAUAGACGACAUUUCCGAUGGUAUUGGCACUCCCGAAUGGAGAUUGACGCUUUGCCUGUUAGCUUCCUGGAUUGUAACUUUUUUGGUAUCAGUGCGAGGUGUUAAAAGUUCUGGAAAAGCUUCGUAUUUUUUAGCUUUGUUUCCUUAUGUCAUCAUGAUAGCUCUGUUGAUUAGAGCGGCCACUUUACAGGGCGCAGGUGAUGGGAUGUUUUAUUUUAUCGAAACUGAUUGGAACAAACUCCUGGAUGCAUCGGUUUGGUAUGCUGCAGUCACUCAGUGCUUCUUUUCGCUGAACGUUGCUUUCGGAUCGAUUAUCAUGUACUCGUCUUACAAUCCUUUCAAUCAUAAUAUCAACAGAGACGCUUUGGUAGUGACCACCUUGGACACCUUCACCUCGCUUCUAUCGGGAGCCACCAUUUUCGGCAUUCUCGGUAACCUGGCAUACGAAUUAGGAGUCCACCCUUCCAAAGUCAUCUCUGGUGGUGGUACCGGACUGGCCUUCAUAUCCUAUCCCGAAGCAAUAGCCAAGUUCAACAACGUUGCAUUUUUGUUUGCUAUUUUAUUUUUCUUCAUGUUGUUCGUACUGGGAAUUGGAAGUUUGGUGGCACUACAAAGUAGCGUCAAUACAGUGAUCAAGGAUGCGUUUCCUAAUUUGAAAUCCUGGAUGAUUUCUGCUGGUACUGCCACUGUUUUGUUUUGUAUUGGUUUAAUGUAUGUCACUCCGGGUGGUCAAUACAUGCUGGAUUUGGUAGAUCAUUUCGGCGGUACUUUUAUUGUAUUCGUUUUUGCCAUUUUUGAAGUUUAUGCUGUUGUUUUUCUUUACGGUUUAGAAAACUUUUGUAUGGACGUCGAAUACAUGACGAACAAAAAAGUGGGUAUUUAUUGGAGAGUUUGCUGGGGUUUGAUUAUGCCAAUUUUACUUGUGACUAUUUUUAUUUAUUUUGUUUGCACUUUGCCAACGCUCACUUAUGGCAUCUACCGUUUGGAAUAUCCAGAAGGUCUACUAGCUUUUGGUUGGUGUAUUUUGGGAAUCUGCUUGUUACAAGCAGCUUUAUGGAUUGGAUAUUAUACAAGCUUUAAAACUGAAAUUCCAGUAUUUUCAACUGAAAACUGGGGUCCAUCUGGAGUCAAAAGAACAGACGAUUGGAAAAGGUACAAGCAAAUGGAAUUGGACAGAAGAGGUUACGACAGAGGCAAUUGGUUUGUUAGACAAGCUAGAUUUAUAUUCUUGGGACGUUGAAUUUCAAUGAAUAAACUAUAGUUAGGUACUUUUAGCUAUUGAACAAGAUUUUGAAAUUGUUUGUUAAAUAUAUAAUUUAAUUAUUUCUGUGAUAAAAAUAAGUAUUUAGUUAAGAUGUUUUAUGGAAAUUCAUCUUUUGUUUGAGUCCAGGUGAAAAAUGGGAAAUCAUCAUGACACAUUUUUCGCCUUCCUAUUAAAAUGAUUGUUUAUUAAAUAAAUUCUUAUCCAGGUAA